Paramacrobiotus metropolitanus is the source of this 2035-nucleotide messenger RNA. RefSeq names its product androgen-induced gene 1 protein-like. The transcript has 9 exons. Gene Ontology annotation, cellular component: endomembrane system; membrane. NCBI's taxonomy places the organism in Eukaryota, Metazoa, Tardigrada, Eutardigrada, Parachela, Macrobiotidae. Bases 893 to 1720 code for a protein of 275 amino acids. The record is from RefSeq and is a predicted model, not a curated record.
AGUGGAUCGCCUUGGUGGAUGCCGCUCUGCGAUGACUUAUCAUGAGUACUAUACAGAAAAUUUUUUGUGACCUCUAGCAAGUGUGUUCUACGGAAUCAUAUACAUAAUUAUGUUGUCAUACGCCCGUCGCCCGUUACGCCUUUCACAACUCGCUGCCUUUGAUGUUAAGUAAAAACAAUUUUAAGUAAGUAUUUUAUUUAAAAGUUUAAGUUCAUUCGGGAUUGCUUAUAGGUGCGGAUAUCAAAUUUUAGUGUUUUCUUCCAAUUCUACGCGUACGUAGGCUCUGCUUGUCAGAUUAAGCCAAGCACCCAGAGUGGCGGCUGCAAUACCCGCAUUUCUGCAACAUUUGGAACGUCAGCAUGUUUUUGACUCGAUAUGCAGCUCCGCGGUUUGUCCAUCGAUCUAUGUACAGUACUUGCAGAAAAUUCAAAAUUUUAAUGGCAACCAUGAGAUAGGAUUAUCAAAUCUAAACGAUAAAAUCUAUUUUCAACCUCUCUUCUUCAGUUUUUUCGUGUUUCCUUAUUUGAUAUCUCCUUUCAUUUUUUCUUGUUGUUCCCGUUUUCUCCACAUCUUCGUAUGGUGGUCUGGAAGACACUGCGCGGCAAGGCCUGGAGUGAAUUCGAGCGAUCGAUUUUGUUGGCUUCUGCUGUUUUGCACGGUUAAGGUCCACAGCGUACUCUGUAGUCAGUGUUGUGAUAAGAAUUUCAAGUGCGAUAAUAUAUUUGGAUAUUGGACAUUUAUCAUAUUAAGCGACACCGUUGAUAAGCAGCCUAUGCACAGUCCUAGUGCACCGAGGCGAAAUGAUGCAACGUUUAUACUGACAACCUACUGAAUAAUCUGUGAAAUACUCCCGUUCGAGCUUUGCGCAAGCCAUCGAGUUCCUGUCAGGAAAAUGCUGCGUUUGUUGUUCCACGGGGCCUCGGCCGCAGUAUUCUGCGGCACACUGUGGUAUGACAUACACUACAUCGAUCUCGGCGCCGGAACGGGAUGGGACGUCUACGGAGGAAAGUUAAGAUUCCUGACAUUCAUUAAUCUGUGCGUGCAUGCAUUGUUUUACGUGGUUUGCACGCUGUACGAUGUGGCGCGCCUGGCUCGAUUUUCUCCGAAACAGCUGAUAUCGGUGCGCUCGCUGAAGGACCAUUUGUUUACGGUUUUGGUGUUCCCGGUCGGAGCGUUUGUUGUUCUGAUGUUCUGGGGUAUUUACGCCGUCGACCGCGAACUCAUCUUCCCGCAAUUUUUAGAUCAACUGUUUCCUGCAUGGGCAAACCAUGUUAUGCACACAGUAAUUUUGCCGGUUAAUUUGUUGGAGAUGGCGUUAGAUUAUCACACGCAUCCCGUUCCGCGAUGGUCUGGGCUCAAGCAUCUUGUUGGAUUCUCCUUGGCCUAUCAGGCCUGGACGCUUUGGGUGUACUUUAAAACGUCCAGUUGGAUUUAUCCCAUUUUCAACGCACUGAACGGCUGGCAGAAAGUUGCUUUUUUGCAAGGCGCUACUUUAAUGAUUAUUCUUUUGUACUUCGUCGGAGAAUUUCUGCAACAAAAAGUAUUCAAAGCCAAGAAAGCGGUUAUGGGCGACAUUCGGCCUCCAUCCCCAAAAAAGUCUACUAGUCCUGUAAAUAAUUCAGCCAAGAAACCUGUGGCGAAAGAUACGGUAAAGAAGGCAGCGUCGAACGAUGGAGCGAAGAAAUCUCCUUCCAAAAACUCGGUGAAGAAAACAGCGUGAUCCUGGGUGUUGUUGAAGUGAUUUUUCCGGUUCGAAUUUUUUCGUUUAGAGGUGCCGCACAAACUGUGGCUGCUGUGGUUAUAAAAGUUUAUGGGUGUUCCCCCCAUCUGGUCAAAUUUUGUUGUUAGUUAAAUUAUUAUUUUCUUGGGAAUAGCAGUCAAACGAUAUUGGGUCAGAUUGUUGUUUUGCGAUUUUUCCCGUCUCCCUUAAAUUCUGUUUGUUGUUUUUUUCGUUUUUGCGGAUGUAACCUUUGUAAAAGUCGAAGCUUUUGUUCAAAUUACAGAAAGUAAAUGCCAUUUUCAAGCAUUACAAUAA